UAGAGCUGGCUAAAAAAAAGUUACAGUGCGUGUGCUAUACUAGCCGGUGUACCUUCUGCUGUCGCUUAUUGUUUCGUUCAUCGCUGUGUGAGGUGUAAACCCAAUGGGACACCGUGGGAAAAAUGGCGUCGCAUGGACACCUCAGCCAGAAUGAACUUUUGGAGGUCGACAUUUCUUGCGAUGACAACUAUUCGGAUGGGGAAAACGAAGUCUUUGUCAACUCGGGUGCAUCUUACGACGGGUUCCCUGCGUUUCAGCACUGGGUACCUGCCGCUGCUCCAACUACUGAGUUUGGACAGUCGGAGGGGGGCGCCAGUCUGUUCGGCCAGAGCGCCCCAUCAACCAGGCAUCCGAGCCAGAACCACGGUUCGGAGGAUACAGUUCGAUUUAGCAGCGACAGUGACGAUUUUUGUGACACUAGACACGGGGGUGCGGGAGACACCCUUGCCCCAAGAUCAUCUAUUGUGGAUUAUCUUCUGAUCGAGCUGUAUGACACCUAUACCUGUAACAGCAGGAAGAGCGUUGACAGCGUGGAUAGCUCCACUGAGGCGUCCGGUUCAGAUGCUUUCCUUGGCCGGAGCAAUACAGAGUCAAACUUUCUGCAAGAGCUACAAGAUAAGCAGACCAAACGACACCAGGUGCAGUAUCUGUCUCAAAAAGAUAUUGACGAGCUGAAGAGGAUUAUACAGGAAGUGAACUAUCGGAUCGGGGUGCAGUCUGCAAAGCUGGUCCGCCAGGUGAAGAGGAAGGACCGGCUAACCAACAAAGUGCAGAAGAACAAUGACAUCAUAACCGCCUGCUUGCAAGCUGUGUCACAGAAAAGACGAGUUGAUACUAGACUGAAGUUUACUAUUGAACCUUCACUGGGCAAAAAUGGAUUCCAGCAGUGGUAUGACGCGCUCAAAGCUGUGGCCAGGCUACCCACUGGAAUCCCAAAAGAGUGGAGGAAAAGGGUUUGGUUGACACUAGCGGAUCAGUAUCUCCACACCAUCUCCAUAGACUGGGACAAGACCAUGCGCUUUGCCUUCAACGACCGCAGCAAUCCUGAUGAUGACACCAUGGGAAUACAGAUAGUCAAGGACCUGCACCGGACAGGCUGCAGCUCAUACUGCGGGCAGGAGGCUGAGCAGGACCGCGUGGGGCUCAAGAGGGUGCUGCUGGCCUACGCUCGCUGGAACAAGGCAGUGGGAUACUGCCAGGGCUUCAAUGUGCUUGCCGCGCUCAUCCUGGAGGUCGUGGAGGGCAACGAGGGAGAGGCGCUCAAGGUUAUGAUCUACCUGAUUGACAAAGUGCUACCUGACAGCUACUUUGCCAAUAACCUGCGCGCUUUAUCAGUGGACAUGGCUGUGUUCAGAGACCUGCUGAGGAUCAAGCUCCCUGAACUCUCCCAGCAUCUGGAUCAUCUGCAGAGAGCAGCCAACAGAGAGAGUGGAGGCAGCUAUGAGCCGCCUCUCACCAAUGUCUUCACCAUGCAGUGGUUCCUUACCAUGUUUGCCACCUGUCUCCCGAACCACACCGUGCUGCAGAUCUGGGACUCUGUGUUCUUCGAAGGGUCGGAGGUGCUGCUGAGGGUCGCCCUGGCCAUCUGGGCAAAGCUGGGAGAACGGAUAGAGAAUUGCCAGAGUGCGGAUGAGUUCUACAGCAUGAUGGGGUGUCUGGCCCAGGAGAUGCUAGAACACAACCUGAUCGACUCCAAUGAUCUCAUGCAGACUGUGUACUCCAUGGCUGAGUUCCCAUUCCCUCACCUGGCCGAGCUGCGAGAGAAGUACACCUACAACAUCACCCCCUUCCCAGCCCCUGGGAAGCUGGGUAAGAGCCGAGACAGUGACGAGGAGAUCGAUAUCGACGAUGAGGAUUCGCUGGUCAGCGCAGUGGGGUGUCUCGGGCCCUUCAGUGGCCUGCUGGCCACGGAGCUGCAGAGAUACCAGAAGCAUCUGACAGAUCACAAGGAUGUACAGAGCCUGCGCUCCAGUAACAUUGCAGAGCUGAGCCCCGGAGCCAUUGAUUCGAGCCGCAGUGAAUACCAAGCCACCUUCAACAGCAUGAUGAUGGAGAGGAUGACCACAGACAUCAGCGCUCUCAAGAGACAGUACUCCCGGAUCAAACGAAGGCAGCAGCAGCAGGCUAACCUCAUCUAUAUCAAAGCAGGUACAGAGGAGGAGCCUAACCCUGGGAUUGUGAGUGAUCCCAGGAGCCAGUCCCGGAACGGCACGGAAAACCAGGGACCCACCACCAGCCUCCUGCCAUCUCAGAGCCAUCAUUUCCCGGUCAUGAACCACCUCCUCCUGGGCAAAAAGCUGAAGCAGACCCAGAGGGGCUCCCAGAACAACAUUGUGCACAUCCAAGCAGCCAAACCAGCCCCUCUGCCCCACGAAGACAUGAAGACCAAGCUUAACUCCCCCUGGCGCACACAUGUCCGAGUCCAUCGCAAAAACCUGGCCAGAGCCCGGGGCCAGCUGAGCUACGGGGACACCAUAGGACUGAUCAAGGAGCCAGGGGACCAGAGCCCCAAACCGGGAGGGGAUUUAACACAGGGGGGCUCUGAGAAGUGUGGGGACGAAAAAGAACUGGCAGGGGGUAUAGAGAAGGAGGAGGAUGAGCAACUGAAGCAGGAGGAGGAGGAGGAGGAGAAGCAGAAGGAGAGGCCGGUUGAGAAAGCUGAUGGUCAGUCCCCGGUGCCAGCUUACCCGGACGACAGCAUCACAGAGGUUCAGCACCAGCUGGAAGCUCUGGAGCUCAGCCCUACCGCCGCUGAUCCAGAGCCGCCCCGGUGCCAAAGGAAAGCGUCCGAUUCCUCUAGCUCUGAGAGCGGGGGGUCCAGCGUCCCCAAGACCCAGCCCUUCUGCCCUUUCCCCAGCGUCAAGCCGCUCAGGAAGUCGGCCGCGGCCAGGAACUUAGGACUGUACGGGCCCACAUCCCGGACUCCCACCGUGCACUUCCCUCACAUGAGCAAAAACGUCAACCGGCUCUCCAAUGGAGGCAGCGGCACCAAGAAGCGGUGAUGAAACGGCAGUGUGUUAAAGACUGAGGCUUUGAAAUCCAUUCCGAACACUGUUUCAGCACCGUUUCAGCAAAAAUGUUUAAUGAAACUCUACUUUGAACCAAAAGGUAUCAAGAACUGCAAACUUGAUGUAAUUAAGCAAAAUGGGCUUCAAACAAUCUCCCAAACAAAACACUCUUUAACAGUCCUUUUUUGUGGAAAGGUCCAGAUUAUCACUUAAUGAGGAAGAUCUCUGUGUUCCGUAACUUUUUUUUUUUUAAUUAUAUAUUUUUCAAUGUAUUAACAGGGCGUAGUGCUAUAUUUAGAAGUAAGGGGUCACUAUUAUCUACCCCCCCCCCCCCCUGCUAUCUCAACCCUACCAUGCUGCCUGUAGUCCCCGUUUCCCCAUACACUCAGGAACGCAGUUUAUCACUAGUAGUUACGGUAUUUGAAAGGGCUAACAAGUGUAUCAAUUGAUUACAAAUUCAGACAAUCGGGUAUUGAGGUAUUAUUGUAAAGCAACUAGACUUACAGCUAUUUAUAUUAAAGAUAAAUAAAUAAA
This is a messenger RNA of Acipenser ruthenus (sterlet), 3542 nucleotides long. Its product is annotated as TBC1 domain family member 30-like. The record is from RefSeq and is a predicted model, not a curated record. Gene Ontology annotation, cellular component: endoplasmic reticulum. The transcript has 14 exons. NCBI's taxonomy places the organism in Eukaryota, Metazoa, Chordata, Actinopteri, Acipenseriformes, Acipenseridae. The coding region runs from base 123 to 3002 and encodes 959 amino acids.